Messenger RNA from Zophobas morio, 823 nucleotides. Its product is annotated as chymotrypsin-1-like. NCBI's taxonomy places the organism in Eukaryota, Metazoa, Arthropoda, Insecta, Coleoptera, Tenebrionidae. The transcript has 2 exons. Gene Ontology annotation, biological process: proteolysis. The record is from RefSeq and is a predicted model, not a curated record. The coding region runs from base 47 to 775 and encodes 242 amino acids. Gene Ontology annotation, molecular function: serine-type endopeptidase activity.
CAUUCAAGAUAAGAUAUCUCAGUCUCCAAACCGAUUCAAACCAAAAAUGCUCGCAACUCUACUGGUUCUAAUUUUCGCCGGUGCCACCACAGGUUCGCCCCCCCAUGGUCGCAUUUUCGGCGGCACCAUCGCCUCCCCCGGCCAGUUCCCCUUCGUCGCGUCCUUAAACAACCCAGAACAAUUCUGCGAUGGUUCCAUAAUCAACAAAAACUGGAUCGUCACAGCCGGCCACUGCAUCGACGCCGUAACUCCCAACUCCACAGUACUCGUAGGUACCAUCUACGAAAGCUCGGGUGGUACUAAGUACAACAUCUCCAAAGCGAUCCAGCACGAAGCCUACAACUCAACAACUGCCCAAAACGAUAUAGGUUUGAUUCAAAUCAAUGGAGAGUUUGAGUUUGGGGAUGAAGUCCAGGCUGUGGAGUUCGCCGAUCCUGAAGUCAACGCAAGUUGUCAAGCAGCUGGGUGGGGGGCUAGUGAAACGACUUCGUUCCCUGAGGAGUUGCUGUAUGUUGAACUGGUGGCUUUGAGUUUCGAGCAAUGCAAAGAUUUAAUUGAGAGUAUGGAUCCGUUUUAUUUGGGGAGUGAACAAGUUUGUGGUUAUGGUCCUUCGGGAAAAGGAGUUUGUUUUGGGGAUUCGGGAGGACCGUUGGUGUGUGGCGGGAAGUUGGCGGGGAUUGUGAGUUACACGGUUUCUGCUUGUGCCCAUGGGUACCCAGAUGUUUAUGUUAGACCGUUGGCUUAUGCUGACUGGAUUGACGAAAAUACAAAGUAAAGUGGUACUUACUUAAGUACUUAGAAUAUAUAUAUUAUUAUGAAACAA